UUCCGGUUCCGGUCGGGUACGCCGCGCGCCGUGCCGAGGAGCGGCGGCGGGGCCAUGGCGCCGGGCCGGCUGUGAGGGCCAUGGCGGCCCCGCACGCAGAGAAGCUGGAGGGAGGCGUCCCGGCCCCGCCGCCCCCGCCGGGGCCCCCGCACCCCGCGGGCAGCGCCGCCGCCGGCGGUCCCGGCCGGAAGCAGGGGAAGGCAGGUGAGCGCGGGCGGCCGGGCCGGGCCGGCGGGAUGUUGGCGGGGGGGGACACACGGGACGGGGACACACAAACACCGGCCCCGGCUGACGCGGCCCCGCUUGUCCCCGCAGGGCUGCAGAUGAAGAGCCCCGAGAAGAAGCGGCGCAAGUCCAACACGCAGGGCCCCGCCUACUCCCACCUCUCGGAGUUCGCCCCGCCGCCCACCCCCAUGGUGGAUCACCUGGUGGCCUCCAACCCCUUCGAGGAUGACUUCGGGGCCCCUAAGGUGGGGGCGGCCCCCGCCCCCUUCCUGGGCAGCCCGGUGCCCUUCGGCAGCUUCCGCGUCCAGGGGGGGAUGUCGCCGCAGGUGGCCCCCGGUUACGGUGGAGGCCCCCAGCCCCUGCGGAGGCAGCCCCCCCCCUUCGCUCCCGGGCAGAUGGGCCCGGCUUUCAGCAUGCCCCCCCAGAACCCCAACUACGUCCAGCCCGGGGGCAUGAGCUUCCCCGGGCAGCCCUUCAGCCAGCCCCUCGGACAGAACUUCAGCCCCCCCACGGGGCAGCUCAUGCAGGGGCCUGUCGGGGGCUUCGGGCCCAUGAUCUCCCCCACCAUGGGGCAGCCCCCCCGGGGGGACAUGGGCCCCGGGCCGGCCCUCAACACCCCCGGGGGCCCGGCGGUGGCUCAGCGCUUCAGCCAGCCCGGCAACCUCUUUGGACAGUCGCCCAUGCAGCGCCCCGGGCAGAACAUGCCCCCCCUGCCCCCCACCGCCAGCCCCUUCCCCGGGGCUGACCCCGGCUUCUCCGCCAGCGGUGAGGAGGGGGGCAAGAACCUCAACCCCCCCCCCAGCACCUUCGCCCAGGAGCAGCACUCGGGCUCCCCCGCUGCCGUCAACGGGGCGCAGCCCGGCUUCGCCCCUAACAGCGCCGGCCGCGGUGCCGGCACCCCUGAAACCAACAGCCUCCCGCCAGCCCCUCCCGGCAAGGCAGCCGGUGGUUCGGGUCACCAGCCACCGCCGGGGCUGGUGUACCCCUGCGGGGCCUGCCGCAACGAGGUGAACGACGACCAGGACGCCAUCUUGUGCGAGGCCUCCUGCCAGAAGUGGUUUCACCGGGAGUGCACGGGGAUGACGGAGAACGCCUACGGGCUGCUCACCACCGAGGCCUCCGCUGUCUGGGCCUGCGACUUCUGCCUGAAGACGAAGGAGAUCCAGUCGGUCUACGUCCGGGAGGGCAUGGGACAGCUGGUGGCCGCCAACGACGGCUGAGCCGCCCUCCCGCUGCCGUGUACAGCUUCCCCCACCGAUUUAGGACCAAACCCCCGUUUUUUGUAGCCAUCGCUCCCCCCCUGCCCCCGCCGCCAGCCAGAGAGACAGCGCCAGGCACAGGCUGCGGCUCCUCACCGGGCACCGGCUGCCGCUGGGACCUGCCGCGGGCUCCGGGCCGGUGCUGGCCGCGCUGUCACCAGCCCUUUGCUGGGGGGGGAGCAGCUCUGGCCCCGGUGCACCGGCCCUUGGGGGGGGCUGAGGCUCCCCGGUGCCCCCCCCCAGCCCCCCAGCUCUGCCCGGGUGGGGUCAGUGCCGUUGCGGGGGGUGGGGGGGAGGGUGUCCAGCCCCCACCGCCAUCCGUGACUUCCCCCGGGGCUGUGAGCGGUCCCGGUGCCCCCUCCAGAUGCUCGGGACGGUCCCGGUUCCUCCCCUCCUUCCUCCCGGCCCCGUUUUAGCCGAUCGUUAAUGGAAACUUUUGUACCGUCACUAUAAACCGUUGAAACGCG
This is a messenger RNA of Grus americana (Whooping crane), 1951 nucleotides long. It is a transcript of the gene PYGO2, whose product is annotated as pygopus family PHD finger 2. Gene Ontology annotation, biological process: spermatid nucleus differentiation; kidney development. The record is from RefSeq and is a predicted model, not a curated record. Lineage: Eukaryota; Metazoa; Chordata; Aves; Gruiformes; Gruidae. Bases 81 to 1445 code for a protein of 454 amino acids. The transcript is spliced from 2 exons.